UACGCUCAGAAAAGAAACAUAAACCCUAGCAAAGAGCAGAGAGAGAGUAGGAAACAGAGCCUUGCUAUUAGAACAGCAACUGAGAAGAAAUAGCUCAAACCGUAGGAUUAAAGCAAAAAGAGAAUGAGGAAGAAGGUCGACGAGCGCAUCAGAACCCUAAUCGAAAAUGGCGUCAAAACCCGCCAUCGCUCCAUUUUCCUCAUAAUCGGUGACAAGUCACGCGACCAGAUUGUGAAUCUCCAUUACAUGCUAAGUAAGGCAGUUAUUAAAGCGAAGCCAAAUGUUUUGUGGUGCUACAAGGACAAACUUGAACUCAGCAGUCACAAGAAAAAACGUGCAAAGCAGGUAAAAAAGCUAAUGCAGAGGGGGCUUCUGGAUCCUGAGAAGGUUGAUCCUUUUUCACUUUUUGUUGAGACUGGAGGUUUGACAUAUUGCUUGUACAAGGAUUCAGAAAGAAUUCUUGGUAAUACCUUUGGAAUGUGUGUGCUUCAGGAUUUUGAGGCUUUGACGCCAAAUCUACUAGCAAGAACAAUUGAAACAGUAGAGGGUGGUGGGUUAAUUGUAUUGCUGCUUCGUUCUCUGUCCUCACUGACCAAUCUGUAUACCAUGGUUAUGGAUGUUCAUGAGAGGUUUCGAACUGAAUCUCAUUCUGAGGCUGCUGGACGCUUUAAUGAGCGUUUCUUAUUAUCACUUGCUUCUUGUAAAGCGUGUGUAAUCAUGGACGAUGAACUGAAUAUUUUACCAAUUUCAUCACAUAUAAGGUCUAUCACUCCUGUUCCAGUUAAAGAGGACUCUGAAGGGCUUUCAGUGGCAGAACGAGACCUGAAGAAUCUCAAAGAACAACUAAAUGAUGAUAUUCCUGUUGGUCCUUUAAUUAAGAAGUGUUGUACAUUGGACCAGGGAAAAGCUGUGAUUACAUUUUUAGAUGCAAUUUUGGACAAAACGCUUCGUAGUACUGUUGCCUUGCUUGCUGCUCGUGGCCGUGGGAAAUCCGCUGCACUUGGUUUGGCAAUUGCUGGAGCUAUUGCUGCCGGGUAUUCAAAUAUCUUUGUAACUGCACCAAGCCCUGAAAACUUGAAAACCUUGUUUGAAUUUGUUUGCAAGGGUUUUGAUGCACUUGAAUAUAAGGAACAUAUAGAUUUUGAUGUGGUGAAAAGUAGUAGUCCUGAGUUCAAGAAAGCAACUGUGCGAAUCAAUAUUUACAGGCAGCACAGGCAAACAAUUCAGUAUAUACAGCCACAUGAGCAUGAAAAGCUUUCCCAGGUUGAACUGCUGGUUGUUGAUGAAGCAGCUGCUAUUCCAUUGCCUGUUGUGAAGUCCUUGCUUGGUCCUUAUUUAGUUUUCCUUUCAUCCACAGUAAAUGGCUAUGAAGGUACCGGUCGGUCUUUGUCACUAAAACUUCUGCAGCAAUUGGAAGGGCAAAACAGGGAGUCUGCUAACAGUGUGGGGGGCUUUCAUUCUGGCCGUAUUUUCAAAAAGAUAGAAUUGAGUGAAUCUAUCAGAUAUGCUUCUGGGGACCCAAUUGAAUCCUGGCUUCAUGCUUUACUUUGCUUGGAUGUUACAAAUUCCAUCCCUAAUAUUAACAGGAUACCUCAACCUGAUGAUUGUGAUUUGUACUAUGUUAAUCGGGAUACACUUUUUUCCUAUCACAAUGAUAGUGAGGUUUUUUUACAGCGAAUGAUGGCUUUAUAUGUUGCUUCUCACUACAAAAACUCUCCAAAUGAUUUACAACUAAUGGCGGAUGCUCCAGCGCAUCACUUGUUUGUAUUGCUUGGUCCUGUUGAUGAGUCAAAAAAUCAACUUCCUGAUAUCUUGUGCGUCAUCCAGGUUUCUCUUGAGGGACAGAUUUCUCGUAAAUCUGCAAUCAAAAGUCUAAGUGAUGGUUAUCAACCUUCUGGAGACCAAAUACCAUGGAAAUUCUGUGAGCAAUUCCAGGACACCAGUUUCCCUAGUCUUUCAGGUGCUCGCAUUGUCCGCAUUGCUACCCAUCCAAGUGUCAUGAGGUCUGGAUAUGGUUCAAAAGCAGUGGAACUUUUAUCAAGUUAUUUCGAAGGAUUGAUUCAUCCUAUUUCUGAGGUGGAUGAUGUUAUGAAUGUUACAGAGACACCAUAUGCCAGAGUUACUGAAGCUGCAGAGAAGGCUUCAUUGCUAGAGGAAAAUAUAAAGCCUAGAACUAAUCUUCCUCCUUUGCUAGUUCAUCUCCGUGAAAGGCAACCUGAGAAGCUACAUUAUAUUGGUGUCUCUUUUGGGCUUACCCAGGACCUUUUUCGCUUUUGGAGGAAACGUGGCUUUGCUCCAUUCUACAUUGGCCAGAUUCCAAGUGCUGUGACUGGCGAGCAUACAUGUAUGGUCCUUAAACCUUUGAACAAUGAUGAUAUUGAAGAUAGUGGAUCGGAUAAAUGGGGAUUUUUUGGUCCAUUUUAUGAAGAUUUCAGGCAAAGAUUUACUAGACUACUGCAACUUAGCUUCCGUGAAAUGGAGUAUAAGCUUGCUAUGAGCAUCCUGGAGCCGAAAAUCAAUUUCGAGGCGCUGGAGGCUACUCCAUCUACCUCAGAUGGAUUAUUGAGUUCAAUUAAACAAUUUAUAUCACCACAUGAUAUGAAGCGACUGGAAGCUUAUACCAACAAUCUUGCUGACUUUCAUCUGGUGAGAUCUCUAAACAAUAGUUUUGACGGCAUUACCAUGUAGUGUUUUGUGGGGUUUCAUGGGAGUAGAUAAUAUGAUAUUGGUAUGUGGUAAAAACUGAUAUAUGCAUAUGU
Molecule: messenger RNA, 2759 nt
Organism: Corylus avellana
Lineage: Eukaryota; Viridiplantae; Streptophyta; Magnoliopsida; Fagales; Betulaceae
Source: RefSeq, a predicted model, not a curated record